Molecule: messenger RNA, 1556 nt
Organism: Molossus molossus (Pallas's mastiff bat)
Lineage: Eukaryota; Metazoa; Chordata; Mammalia; Chiroptera; Molossidae
Gene: SIRAL1
Product: family with sequence similarity 118 member B
Exons: 9
Coding region: 127-1182 (351 amino acids)
Source: RefSeq, a predicted model, not a curated record
UUUGAAGUACCAUCACAAAGAACCUUUGCACAUGAGGGGCUGUGUAACUGAAACUUCUGAGCAGAAUUUAGGUGACCGCCGUGAUCAAAUCAGCCGAGUGCCUGGCCAUGUAGCAGCUGAAACUCGAUGGCUUCUACAGGGAGCCAGGCCUCUGAUACAGACAACAUUUUUGGAUUCCUCAGUGAUGGCGCACCCCCCACCAAAAAGCCCAGGAAACUGCUUCCAAGCUUAAAAAGUAAGAAGCCUCGGGAACUCGUGCUGGUGAUUGGAACAGGCAUUAGUGCUGCGGUUGCUCCUCAGGUUCCCGCCCUGAAGUCCUGGAAGGGGUUAAUUCAGGCCUUACUGGACGCUGCCAAUGAUUUUGAUCUUCUAGAAGAUGAGGAGAGCAAAAAAUUUCAGAAAUGUCUCCACGAAGACAAGAAUCUUGUUCAUGUUGCCCAUGACCUUAUUCAGAAACUCUCCCCUCGUACUAGUAAUGUUCGAUCCACGUUUUUUAAGGACUGUUUAUAUGAAGUAUUCGAUGACUUGGAGUCAAAGAUUGAAGACUCUGGGAAACAGCUACUUCAGUCAGUUCUCCACCUGAUGGAAAAUGGGGCCCUGGUACUGACAACAAAUUUUGACAAUCUCCUGGAACUGUAUGCAGCAGACCAGGGAAAACAGCUUGAGUCCCUUGAUCUUACUGAUGAAAAAAAGGUCCUAGAGUGGGCUCAAGAGAAGCGGAAGCUGAGCGUGUUACACAUCCAUGGGGUCUACACCAAUCCUAGUGGCAUUGUCCUCCACCCAGCUGGGUACCAGAAUGUGCUCAGGAACACAGAAGUCAUGAGAGAGAUUCAGAAACUCUAUGAAAACAAGUCAUUUCUUUUCCUGGGUUGUGGCCAGACUGUGGAUGACACCACUUUCCAAGCGCUUUUUCUGGAGGCCGUCAAGCAUAAAUCUGACCUAGAACAUUUCAUGCUGGUUCGGAAAGGAGAUAUAGAUGAGUUCAUGAAGCUUCGAGAAAACAUGCUGGACAAAGGAAUUAAGGUCAUCUCCUAUGGAAAUGAAUAUGCUGAUCUUCCUGAAUAUUUCAAGCGACUGACCUGUGAGAUCUCCACGAGGGGUAGAUCAGCAGGGAUGGUGAGAGAAGGUCAGCUAAAUGGUUCACCUGCAGCACACAGUGAAAUAAGAGACCUCAGCACAUGAGAGUGCUACAGAAGUCAGCACCACUAGACCAAGCUGUAAGGCCCUGCCGUGGACAGUGUUUAACAGUCAACUUACAAGAGUCCAACACAGCUCCAAGGAAGAACCAAAACCCAGACGUUGAAGACUGGGGCUAGAGUUUGGGGCGGGGAACAUUCCACCUUAAUUCUUUGUGCCGCCGGUUCUUGGUCUUUCGGUUUUUGUUUUUUUGUUUUCUGGUUCUUGGUCUUUUGCGGCCUGUUCCAGUUUGAAAAUACCCAAGUGACAAUGGGAUCCCUGUGCAGCUCCCACCCCCCAGGCUGGACACACUGCUGUACCCGCACCGCAGACCAGUGACAGCUGAGUAGGCUGCUGCUCCGCAUGAAGGACUCACCAUG